Phytomonas sp. EM1 is the source of this 1992-nucleotide messenger RNA. NCBI's taxonomy places the organism in Eukaryota, Euglenozoa, Kinetoplastea, Trypanosomatida, Trypanosomatidae. The record is from the annotation of a GenBank genome assembly.
AUGCAUAGACAGACAUCGCUUAUUCCGUUUGUGAGACUCAAUCGACCGGAUCCUACAGCAGCCACUUCCGAACCUUCAUUGGUGAGAAACCAUAAGAAAAUAACACAUGUUCCCAUAUUGAAGAGGUCAAGGUCAUUGUGGGAUGACGACUUACCGCGAAUUUGUAACCCACCAUCGACUGAGGUGGCGCCGACUGAGCGUGUGAGCGAAGUAUCUUCAUCGUCCAGCUUUGAAGACUCUACCAAAUCUGCGUACAAAAUAGGAGGACAUACCCUGACAGGCCGACCAUGUCCUCUGUUGAGCAAGGGCGACGUGAUUCUCCCCCAGGCAUGCCAUUCUAGCUAUGAUCAUGCAGAACAUCACGAUAACUCAAAAAAGCAACCCAUAUAUCAAGAGCGAGGGGAAUAUUUUGUUCAAGAUCUAGAUAGUGAAGAAGAAGAGCAUGAAACUGUUGCCACCAUACUUAACCUCAAGAGGCUUCACCAAGAGCAUCAACCUAUUUCUUCUUCACUAUCACCUAAACCGUCCAUAGUAAUCACUCCUGGUUCUCAGGAGGAAGCUCCAUGCCCCGAUCCUUUUUUGUCAUGUGAAACAUCCGAACCGAAGCGUAUAUCUUCAAGGAGUACUGUAAAGGUUUUUGAUUCUUGGUGCGCUCGUGAGCCUUCACAGCACUGGCCGCGGCCCUCUCUCCAACUACCUUCUCCUUCGACUACACCAGAAGAGAAAAGUGUAACCAAAAGACUUGAAAAUAAGCGCAAUCGAAAUUUCACAAAGGAUACAGCACUGCAAUUAACCCAAACGUUUCUUGAUUUCGGCCAGACGUCUGCUGUUGAGCUUGCAAAGACUUGCCCGCACUGUGGUAUGCUGUUCACAGAAGUUGAGGAGGACACUAUCCUCCACAGACGACUGUGCUCUCGACUCCGUUCCCAGAGAGGAAUCAAAGUAAGGAAAAAAGUGAAUAAAGAAAGCUGUAGUGCUGGGACUGGAGAGAAAGCCCUCCCACUGGUGCAGACUGGUGAAGCUGUGAGGGUCCUGGAUUUUCUCAGUGAAAAGUUACGUACUCGCACGAAGAACGGGCUGCCGGUGUGCGAAAGGAUCACUGAAAACCCUAAGAAAUCCUUGGGGAAGCAGCCAGACCAAACCAUGUCCAGCGGCUGGGGAAGGGACUUGUACAUUCUUCGCUGUGACCGUUCGUUGCUAAUGCAAACACCCGAAGCGGUGUAUUUAUUGGAGUCGCUCGGCUUCUUGGACACUUUUUUUGAUUCUGCAGACUACAUCGUGGUAGUAGUAUCCAGCAGGGCUUUGAAGCGUGUGCUCUGCGCGGUGGCGGGGUGCUCCCAUACACGUGAGCAGGAUCCACAGCUUGAACUGAGGCCACAGCAUGCUUCUGGUGGUGACGGCGUGAGGUGCCUAACGCGUCGGUGUUUUACCUUCUGUGAUGUUAACUAUGUUUGGCUGGCAAGUGAAUCUGCCAUAGAGAAACAGGCUCGAAGUACAGCGUUAGAAAAUGGUGCAUAUGGGUCGCUUUUGACGCGAGAGGCACACCAGGACAACCCUUUCAUCCGCGCCGAAGGUCGUGCGAAGCAGCGAGAGAAUGGUAUGCGGCUAGCACUGGAGGAAGUUAAUAAGAGCCUAGCACAGGCCCUUGUUGAGCUUGGCACCCAGGUUGCAUAUGGUCACGUUUUCUCUCCACUAAUGGAUUUUUCGUAUUCAAAGCAACUAUUUGCUACAGACAGCAGUAACACACUGAAGGCUUCAUUGUCCAUGAAGGAAAGGCUGUCCUGUUGUAUGAAAAACCAAAUUAGUACCGACUUUCGACAUGAUGCCGCCUCAGACGACGACAAUAUCGGUGAUGAGUUAUUUCUCCACUCAGAAAAUAGCAGGUCUUAUUCCAUCUCUGAGGAUGACAACGACCGUAACUCUACCCUGCUUGAGGUGGAGGAAAGCAUCCAAUCCGUCCUCUCUGUAAUAUCCAGUCAGGAAGGCAUGUAA